AUGGCCUCACCCACCCCGGAAUCAUUCAAGCCAUUAUUGAAGAAGCUGGCAACUGAUUCUAUCAGCUUCACGGAGGAGGAUAUGGCAACUUCAUUUGAGCACAUAGUAUCCACCGAUGCCCACACACCCGCGCAGAUAGCAGCAUUCCUCACAGCGCUCAAAUUAACCGGCAACGACGAGAAAGCCGAGUAUAUAGCAGCAGCUGCGACUGUUAUGCGCGCCCACUCUGUCCAGAUACCCGGUUUAGACAGUAUCCCCACAUGUGAUAUCGUUGGUACGGGUGGUGAUGGUCUCGAUACGUUCAACGUUUCCACCGCUGCUGCUGUUGUUGCGGCUGGUGCUGGUGCCACUGUAACCAAACACGGUGCACGCUCAGCCUCUUCUGCGUCUGGCUCUGCAGAUCUUCUCCUGUCCCUCAACUGCUCCCUCUCGAUCCACCCUUCCCGUCUUCCCGCUCUCCUCUCUUCCAGCAGAUUCGCAUUCCUCUUUGCCUCCAAUUACCACCCUGCCAUGGCCCACGUAGCCCCUCUCCGCCGCGAAAUGGGUUUCCCCACCAUAUUCAACUUCCUCGGUCCGCUCAUGAAUCCAGCCAGGCCGACGCGCAUGGUGGUUGGUGUCGCUAAGCGCAGCUUGGCGGGUGUAUUCGUCGAUGCCCUCCAGCGUCUUGGCGUCCAACGCGCCAUGGUCGUAAGAGGGAAGGAGGGCAUGGACGAGAUCAGCCCAGCGGGCGAGACGGAGAUUUGGGAGCUGUGCGACGGUCGCGUAAAGGAGUACACCGUUUCUCCAUUCAAUUUCGGCGUUAAGGCCCACCCACUCUCCUCCGUUAAGAGCGGCAGCCCUACUAACAACGCUAAUCUUUUCAAAUCCAUUCUCGCUACUUCUACGCCCUCCUUUGACGAUAUUCCAGAGGGUGUUGAACUCGCUGCGCUCAAGGAUUGGAUCCUUAUCAACGCAAGUGCCCUGCUCGUCGUCGCAGGUCAGGCUACCAACUUUGGCCAGGGCGUUACUAAAGCCAGAGAGGCCAUCGAGGGGCUCCACGCUAAGGCUGCGCUGGAUGCUUUCAAGAAGGCGGGAAGUGAGCAGUGA
This is a messenger RNA of Wallemia ichthyophaga EXF-994, 1086 nucleotides long. Its product is annotated as Anthranilate phosphoribosyltransferase. Gene Ontology annotation, biological process: L-tryptophan biosynthetic process. The record is from RefSeq and is a predicted model, not a curated record. The transcript has a single exon. Gene Ontology annotation, cellular component: cytosol. Gene Ontology annotation, molecular function: anthranilate phosphoribosyltransferase activity. NCBI's taxonomy places the organism in Eukaryota, Fungi, Basidiomycota, Wallemiomycetes, Wallemiales, Wallemiaceae. Bases 1 to 1086 code for a protein of 361 amino acids.